AUGCUCAACCUCCUCAAACGUAUCCCCCUCCCCUUGGCCCGCCCUUCACCUGCGGGGCAGAGGUGCUGCUCCUCCUGCCCCCCACCCUCGCGCGCACUCACCCCCUCCCUCCGACCGACCUCACCGUCAUUAGUCGCUUCGCUUUCACCACUUCGGAGCAAUGCGCUGUCGCCGCUCUCGCAACAACAAGGGCUCGGACAAGUGAGGGGCAUGAAAGUCAGGAGCAGUGUCAAGAAGUUCUGUGAUGGGUGUUUGGUUGUGAGGAGAAAGGGGAGAAUAUAUGUCAUUUGCUCGAAAAACCCAAAGCACAAGCAGAGACAAGGAUAG
This is a messenger RNA of Cryptococcus wingfieldii CBS 7118, 327 nucleotides long. RefSeq names its product 50S ribosomal protein L36. The coding region runs from base 1 to 327 and encodes 108 amino acids. The transcript has 2 exons. The record is from RefSeq and is a predicted model, not a curated record. Gene Ontology annotation, biological process: translation. Gene Ontology annotation, cellular component: ribosome. Gene Ontology annotation, molecular function: structural constituent of ribosome. Lineage: Eukaryota; Fungi; Basidiomycota; Tremellomycetes; Tremellales; Cryptococcaceae.